GGGAGAACUGCCAGCAUAUAUGAAGGUUGUUUAUAAUGCAUUUCUUGAUGUCUUUGGUGAAAUGGAGAUAGAAUUGGCUGCCAGAGGAGAAUCCUACCGCAUUCACUAUGCCAAAGCUGAGAUGAAAAAACUAGUGGAAGCAUAUUAUAAAGAAGGGACAUGGUUCCAUGGUGGAUCAACUCCAACGUUUGAUGAGUACAUGAAGGUGGCACUUAAGUCAUCCGGUUAUUUUAUGGCGGCAACAGCUUCUUUGGUAGGCAUGCCAGAAGAUUUUGUAGCUAGUAAUGCCUUUGAUUGGUUGGAAACUCAUGACCCCUUAAUUGUUCAAGCUUCUGCAAUCAUUGCAAGAUUAAAGGAUGACAUAGCUGGACAUAAGUUUGAGCAGGAAAGAGGGCACAUGGAUUCGGCUGUAGAGUGCUACAUGAAACAAUAUGGGAAGUUAGAAGAAGAGGCGGUGAAAGAGCUUGAAGAAGUAGUAGCCAAUGCAUGGAAAGAUAUCAAUCAAGAAUGCCUUAAACCUACUGCUAUUUAUCCAUUGCCUAUACUCAUUCGAGUUGUCAAUCUCGCAAGGGUUAUUGAAUUGCUCUACAAAAAAGAUGGUGAUUCAUAUACACAUUCCUCAAACCUUAAGCCCAUGAUAACCUCCAUCUUGGUUGAUCCGGUCUUGUGAAAUUCCCGCUCGGAGAAGUUAAUAAUAA
This is a messenger RNA of Cuscuta epithymum, 698 nucleotides long. The record is from the annotation of a GenBank genome assembly. NCBI's taxonomy places the organism in Eukaryota, Viridiplantae, Streptophyta, Magnoliopsida, Solanales, Convolvulaceae.